AUGUGCCCCGUCGACGGUUUUGCAACUCUGCCCAGGAAACCACAGCAUUCCCUUGUCAGAAUUAUAACCGCUUUCGACACAAAAGUGUUUAUUGAGCUGAAACAUCUAGCCACACCCGUGCACUUGCUGCUUUUGUGCUUUUAUGCUCAGGUUAAAAAGAUUGCAGUCACUUUGGAUGAAAUGAAGGUCAAGUUGACCUCUGUCCAGUCGAAGAUAACCUCUCUGGAAGCCAGAUUCACCGCAGUCUAUGGUGACGAUACACUUCUGUCCGCUGCAGAGCCUCCCAAAGCUGGGAGCGGCGAAAAAUCAUGCUUCCCUUCGCGUAGUAAACACUCCUUUGCGCUGAAUAGUUCACGAUUUUGGGCCAGCAGACGUCUAGCCUGUCGCUUGGCAGCAGAAAAGCUGCAACAGGAUGAAGGGAAAACUAAUUGUACUCUGACCCUGCCCGCUCUUCCCCCACCACCCCCCGCCUCCACACCUGGUGCCGUACCAGCUCGCAGAUCUCGCCGUUUCGUCGCUAAUGGAGGCUUCGGUGGUGAGCAAACCGCGCCUGUGACGAAGGCCAAAAUCGCCAAGCUCCUCAUGAACGCGCGACUUGAAAUGGCUGCAGAGGAGAAGGAACGUCUCGAAGUUCAGGCAUCUGGUUCGGCCUCGUCCAGUGAGGAUGCAAAAUCUAUUCAAUCAAUCGAUCAGCAGCCCAACUUGUCCAGUUGCCUGCUGGGUGUUCAAGAUGAGGCUGCAGCGCUGCCGCCCAUCCUACCACUCUUGAGCGCCACAAACGGAGGAGGAGGAGGAGGAGGAAGAGAAGUGGGCAAACUUCCAAUGGCGUUGGGAGCGGGUGUCGAUGAGGGAAUGGUGGUAUCGACGUUGGGAAACCGUGAGAGUCCCCGCAAGUCAGCCGUGACGGGAGAGAGAACGCCGUCGGCUUCCUCCGCCUCCCCUUCAACGCUCCCACAGCUACCGCCCAUCCCGGCCAAGUAUCGCCGGCCCAUGCUUCUCGACACCUCAGAGAUUGCCCGCCAGACCAAGGACAUGCUACUCAAGUGCGCCAUCAGUCAGCGCUCUUUCGGUCUCUCGCAAGGAAGUGUGUCAGAUCUCCUAACUAGGCCGAAACCUUGGUCAAUGCUUACCAACAAGGGCCGGGAACCGUUCAUUCGUAUGAAACUUUUUUUGGAAAAUCCACGCUCUUUGAAUGGCUUUGAGUACAGAGAGUUAUGCUACCAACUACCAUGA
Echinococcus granulosus is the source of this 1233-nucleotide messenger RNA. Its product is annotated as Homeobox protein cut-like protein. The record is from RefSeq and is a predicted model, not a curated record. The transcript has 6 exons. Gene Ontology annotation, molecular function: DNA binding. NCBI's taxonomy places the organism in Eukaryota, Metazoa, Platyhelminthes, Cestoda, Cyclophyllidea, Taeniidae. Bases 1 to 1233 code for a protein of 410 amino acids.